This is a messenger RNA of Zophobas morio, 2394 nucleotides long. RefSeq names its product carnitine O-palmitoyltransferase 2, mitochondrial (gene CPT2). NCBI's taxonomy places the organism in Eukaryota, Metazoa, Arthropoda, Insecta, Coleoptera, Tenebrionidae. The transcript is spliced from 8 exons. The record is from RefSeq and is a predicted model, not a curated record. Gene Ontology annotation, cellular component: mitochondrion. Bases 283 to 2244 code for a protein of 653 amino acids. Gene Ontology annotation, biological process: fatty acid beta-oxidation. Gene Ontology annotation, molecular function: carnitine O-palmitoyltransferase activity.
GUUGUUAAUUAAUAAUGUUAAUGCGCUCAAAGUGGAUAUGUUCCAUAUGUUACUCGCGGAAGUUCCAGAGGGAUUCGCGAUCUACAUUGAAUAACUCUGUGGUGAUUAUUUGACAGUUGAUAAGAAAGCGACAGUUCAAUGACGUUUGGUGACAGUGGUGGUAGUUUAGAGUAUAGGUCAAAGAUGAAUCAGUGAACUCUAUUUUAUAUAUUUUUACACUAAAUAAAUUUCUUUCAAUGUAUAUAGUCAUAUAGGUCAUAGUGAAACCCACAACAAAGAAAUAUGGUCUUCCUAAAAUAUACCCCUUUGCAAAGCCAAUCAAGAGCAAUUUUGAAACUUGUUGACAAAAAUUUAGUCAGUAAAGACUAUGUGGAAUAUCAGUUCAUACAACAAAGUCAAAUUCCAACCUCACAUUUUCAACCCGGAUUGCCCAGAUUACCAAUUCCUGAGUUAAAAUUGACGUGCGAGCGAUAUUUAGCCGCACAGAGACCGUUAUUAAUCGAUGAAUCGUACACGAAAACUGAGACGAACGUAAACCGAUUUAGAGAUGGGGUUGGAAAGCAGUUACAACGAAUUCUUAAAGACUACGAUGGGAAAAAUAAACACACAAGCUACAUCAGUGAAUUAUGGUUUGAUAAGUAUUUGAGAUCAAGGACUCCACUACCGCUUAACUGUAACCCAAUAUUGGUUUUUAAUAACGACGAUAAACCAGAGUAUAAUGACCAACUGAUUAGGACAACGAACUUAAUUGUUAGUUCUUUAAGAUUUUAUAGAACGUUAAAAUCGGAGUUGCUUCAACCCGACAUUUACCAUUUGCAACCAGCGAAAAGCGACAACGAACGUUUCAACUACAUUGCAAGCAAACUACCACCGAAAUUAGCAUAUAUUUAUGCUUAUUUUAACAAAGCAUUUCCUCUAGAUAUGAGCCAAUAUCCAAACUUGUUCCAGACCACUCGUAUUCCCGAAAUCGACAAAGACAGACUUGUCGAUAAUCCAGAAUCUAAGCAUAUUACCGUUCAGUACAAAGGUCAUUUCUACGCUUUUAAAGUAUUAACAGUUAGCAAUGACAUCAUUCCUGCCAGUCAAAUUUUAGACAAUUUGAAAUUUAUUUUGAAUGAUACAAUAGAACCAAGUAAACAUCCGGUAGGGAUUCUUACAACCCUUGAACGCAACAAAUGGGCCACAAUUCGACACGAGUUAGCAGAAAAUGGAAACGAAACUCAAUUAAAAACAAUUGAUUCAGCUUUGUUCCAUAUUUCUCUUGACGACGAUAUGCCCGGAAAUGAUCCAUGUAAAAUCACAACGCAAUUUCUCCAUGGGGACGGAACCAACAGGUGGUUUGACAAAUCGUUUUCCCUAAUAGUGGCCAAAGAUGGCGUUACUGCUGUCAAUUUCGAACACGCGUGGGGAGAUGGCGUUGCAGUCUUACGUUACACAGAAGAAGUUUUCAAGGAUUCGAAAAACAAACCAAGGAUUCAUCCGGAUACGAAAACGACAGAAGAAAGUUCUUUGUCUGUGAAUCGUUUAGAUAUUCAUUUAAACGAUCAUUUAAAAAGUUGUAUUGAUCAAGCCAAGGUCGAAUAUAAAGCUAUUUGUGAUAAUUUAGAUGUGAAUUAUACGAUUUUCGAAGGCAUUGGGAAAGAUACGUGCAAGAAAAAUAAAGUUAGUCCUGAUGCUGUAAUGCAGUUGGGAUUUCAGGUUGGAUACCAUAAACUGACAGGCAAUUUCGUAUCUACGUACGAAUCCUGCAGUACCGCUGCCUUUAAACAUGGUAGAACCGAGGCAAUUCGUCCAUGUACUACCGCUACAAAGGCCUUCACUCUAGCCCUCAAUUCACAAAAUAAGCCUUCAGUGCCUGAGUUAAAAUCAAUGAUCCAAAAGUGUUCCUCAAUCCACAAUCGUCUGAUUAAAGAAGCGGCGAUGGGACAAGGUUUUGAUCGCCAUCUUUUCGCCCUUAAAGCAAUGGGGGAAAAGAAUGGAAUCAAAAACAACAUUUUUGACGAUCCUGAGUAUGCGCACAUUGGCUACGACGUCAUGUCCACGAGUACCUUAAACUCUCCGGCUAUAUUUUCGGGGGGUUUCGGGCCGGUGGUACCAGAUGGAUUCGGCAUGGGGUAUGCGAUUAAGGACGAGUUUCUGGGAGCUCUAGUUACGAAUUACAAGGACCGUACUAAUGGACCAGACUUUAUUGGUGCUUUGAAGAAGUCUUUCGAGGAGAUUUUCGCUAUUUUACAAGCCAACUAAAUUUGAUAAGCAAUUGUAUUCAUUUUGUUAUUUGGUUUGGUGGUUUUUAUUCAGUUAUGGUUUAGAUCGUUUAAAUUUCAAAAGUGAUGACGUGACAGAGGUAUAGUUUUGUACUAUUUUAUAAAUCAAUAAAAUAUUUAGGUACUUGUA